Octodon degus (degu) is the source of this 691-nucleotide messenger RNA. It is a transcript of the gene Rpl27, whose product is annotated as ribosomal protein L27. The record is from RefSeq and is a predicted model, not a curated record. Gene Ontology annotation, cellular component: ribosome; cytosolic large ribosomal subunit. Gene Ontology annotation, molecular function: structural constituent of ribosome. Gene Ontology annotation, biological process: translation. The transcript is spliced from 4 exons. Lineage: Eukaryota; Metazoa; Chordata; Mammalia; Rodentia; Octodontidae.
AGAGGUUUGGUUAGGACUCCUAAUCCGCCGCCAUCCGCGAUCGGCCGUCUCCCCCCACGGGUGCGUUGUGUCUGUAGGUGUCUGGUGGCUUUCCAGCGGAUCCUGCCCCGCGAGCAGAGCCCGCGGGCGGCUUGUGUGAGGACGGCAGUCAGCAUCCUGACGCCCCGGGCCUGCGUCCUGGGCUUGCUUGCAGGCUGGGGACGGCUUGCGGCCUUACGGAGUCCUGAGCGGCCCCCUCUCACUCUGCAGCGAUGGGCAAGUUCAUGAAGCCGGGGAAAGUGGUGCUGGUCCUUGCCGGACGCUACUCCGGACGCAAAGCCGUCAUCGUGAAGAACAUCGACGACGGCACCUCCGACCGCCCCUACAGCCACGCCCUGGUGGCCGGGAUUGACCGCUACCCCCGCAAAGUGACAGCCGCCAUGGGCAAGAAGAAAAUCGCCAAGAGGUAGAAGAUCAAGUCCUUUGUGAAGGUGUAUAACUACAACCACCUCAUGCCCACAAGGUACUCGGUGGACAUCCCGCUGGACAAGACCGUGGUCAACAAGGACGUCUUCAGGGACCCCGCCCUCAAGCGCAAGGCCCGGCGGGAGGCGAAGGUCAAGUUCGAGGAGAGAUACAAGACGGGCAAGAACAAGUGGUUCUUCCAGAAGCUCCGGUUUUAGGUGUUUUUUGUUUGUCAUUAAAAAAAUUU